AUGGCAGGUUUAUUUGAACAACGUGAUGUACCAGCCGAUCUAAGCGCACUUCUAUUCGCAAUCUACUUCGCUGCAGCCACGAGUUUGCUAUUUAUCAAUGAGGGCGAUUUCUUGGGCGGCCAGAAACAUGAGACGCUGCAGAAAUAUCAACGGGGAUUGGAAGUCUCACUGUACAAUUCUUCGUUUUUGGAUUCGCCGACUAUGACCUCUCUACAGGCUAUGGCUAUCUAUGUUCGAUGUCGCCGAUUCCAUAGUAGUGGUCGCUCCAACUGGGUUUUGAACGGUAUGACAAUAUACGCGGCUCAAUCAAUCGGGCUCCAUCGCGACGGAAGUAAUUUCAAUCUCCCGAUUCUGGAAUGUGAGCUGCGACGUCGCCUGUGGUGGUAUAUUACAACCGCCGAAAAGCGAGUGGCUGAAGAUCAUGGGCUCGUCGGAGGCUUUGAGACUAUCUCUAACACCAAGCUGCCAUUGAACCUUGACGACAGCGACCUUAGUCCCCAGUUGGAGACUCCGCCAGUCCCCAAGGAAUCGUGGACGGAGAUGACCAUGUUCUUGAUUACUGCAGAGGCGAGUAAGAUAUUUGCGCGCAUCCACCGGGUUUCGUUACAAUCACAACAUGGUAGAGAUGUGCAUGAUGAAUCGCGGAAGCUCGUGGCCGACCUUGACGCUCGCUUGAGUAAAACAUAUCUGAGAUACUGCGAUCAGAACGUUCCAAUCCAGAAAGCUACGUUUCUGUUGGGUCGGAUACUCCUAUGUAAAGCAAAGGCUCUGGUGCACAUCCAGUCGCUCAAUGGUCUGAGUGCUGAGCAAUCUGCAAACCACAUUGAUGAGGAGACUCUCUCCUAUGCAUGCGAGGGUCUCGAAUGCUGGUCGGAGAUGCUGACGGACGAAGUACUGAAAAGCUACAGCUGGCUAUCCUCCACCUUCACUCCGUACCAUUUUCUCACCUAUGCCCUGUGGCAUUUGUGUAUCUGUCCCAAGACCCCUGGUGUUGAGCGAGCCUGGAACGCCAUCCAUACAUGCUUUGACUUAACAGAGCGUAAUGCAGGAUGGCGAGAGCCUGAUCCCCAUUGGGCCGUUCUAUGUCGACUUCGACAGAAGGCAUUGGCGAUCCGACGAUCCUGUUUAGGCCCGAAGGCAGGAGAGGAACUACCUUGUCAAGAUUCCUUGGACCAGGCAGGACUGCCUGAUACAGGCCCUGAUAUUGACAUUGGGGAUAACUCGAUGCCCUGGGAUCUUGAUCCUCUUGCAUUCUUUGAUUGGGCCUCCUUUGCCCCGACGUUCUAAUGGUGCGUAUGAUGGGCUGUAUCUGAUGGUUUAUCUUGUGCCAGAGUCCAUAGUGCUAGGCGAUGACGUUUCUGAACGC
Molecule: messenger RNA, 1366 nt
Organism: Aspergillus pseudotamarii
Lineage: Eukaryota; Fungi; Ascomycota; Eurotiomycetes; Eurotiales; Aspergillaceae
Product: fungal specific transcription factor domain-containing protein
Exons: 3
Coding region: 1-1287 (428 amino acids)
Biological process (GO): DNA-templated transcription
Molecular function (GO): zinc ion binding; DNA binding
Source: RefSeq, a predicted model, not a curated record